GACCCGCCCCAGGAGCCCCGGCUAAGAGCCCCACGGCAUCAGAAGAGCACGGCCCAGCAGCAGGAGAUCCAGGCCCACUGGACACCUGGGUCCCAACACACACGGGAGCUGGGCCACAGGGAGCCAAGGACACUUCAGGACAGGUUGCUGGGGCCCAGCAUGGAGGAGGCAGGUGGGCCCCCAGCUCGGGCCGAGGCCCGGGUGGUGAGUGCCAGGCUGACGUGGCGACAGCGGCCCCCUGCCAAGGAAGAGGUGAGACAUCACUUUCACAAGGUGUCCCUGGUGUCGGACGCCCGGAUGGAAGCCCCCCAGGAGGAGAUGUUUGAGUACAGCCCCCGUGGAGAGAAAGUCAAUGGCUUCGCUGCAAGGAGAGAAGAGACUGUGAAUCAUCAAGCCCCCCCGGUUGGGGCUGGUUCCAAGAGCUGCCAGAGCCAUGGGCCCAUCUUUUCCAAGAAGUACACACUACCCCCCAAGGAGAAAAGGCUGGCGAGGAGGCUGAAAGAGGCUGUGGACCAGGGUGAUGGCAGCUCCCAAGACCCUAGGACUGAGCCAUCACGCCUGGGAGCCAUGGCCAGGACGGAGCUCUUGGUGCCCCUGCCGGGGCCCCGUGAGCCGAGCCCCCACCCAUGUGUGAACCGUGAGGAGCGGCAGGUGACACGCACCGUGCGGACCACUGUGGUGGUAGGCGGGCAUGUGGACCGAAGGGUGACCAGCUCUGUGACCUUGGAGCCAGUGCUCCCGGGCGAGGCCCUGCCAAGGGGCCGCCAUGCUGUCCGGGCAGUGGUGGUGGGCCACAGGCCUGAGGGCUCGCCCAGCCGCAGUCAGGCCCUGGAGCUGCUCAGUAGCCGGCUUCCCAGGCCCAUGGCUUCUGUGUCAAGGAGUCCAGGUCUGGGCAGUACAGAGGGCACAGCCCAGGGGCAGCUGCCUGAGACGGGGACAACAGAGCCAAAGGGCAGAUCUGUCCGGGCCCCUGCAGGCAUCCCUGAGGGUGCUCACCCACCUCAGAACCAAGAGGCCCCUGCAGCCCAUCCAGACCAAGACCAGGGCCAAGCUCUGGGUGCCAAGGCCCAUAAGGUCCCAAGGGUGCAGGGAGCCUCCAACCCCACCCAGCUCCCUCUCCUCACCUCUCAGGGCCACGCCUUAGUACCCUCUUCUCCCAGAAUCCAGAUCCAUACCCCCUCCCUGGGCCUAGACCACCUUCCUGAGCAGCCUGUGGUGCCCACUCACCCCAGGGCCCAGCCUGCUCUGGAUCCCAGGGGACCCCAGGCCCUGCCCUCUGUAAAAAGGGAAGAGCUCACAGAUACCCCUGCUGCCACCAUCAUGCCCAGGGUAAGGAGUGAGGUUGUUACGGUCCCUGGAGAACCCCCAUCCCCUACAAGAAGAAAGGCUGUCUCUAGCCCAGACAAUCUUUCUGCUCCAUCUUCCCCAAGGAAUAAGGUUGUUCAGGACCCUGAAAAUGUCCCCAUCUUCUCCCUCACCCAGAAAGACAUAGUGCAGGGCCCUGAUGCUCCUGCGGACCCCUCCCCCACCCAGAAAGAGGUUGUGCAGGCUCCUAGUGCUCCCGCUGCCCCAUCCCCCAAACCAACCAAGGUUGUCCAGGGCCCGGAAGACAGGCCUAGCACCCAAAAGGAGGUUGUCCAGGGUAGUGAAGGCAGCUUUGGCGCUUCCCUCACCAAGGAAGAGUCUGCUCAGGGCCUGAUUGCUCCUGCUAUCCCAUCCCCCCAGGAGGAUAAGGCUGUCCAGGGCUCUGAAGGGAGCCCCGUCUCAUCUCCCACCCAAAAAAAGGUUGUCCAGGGUCCUGCUGUUCUCCCUGCUCCCUCCUCCCCAGUGGGCAAGGUGCUCCCCAGCCCAGGAGGCCCCUCUGCCCCAGAGCCAAUGGAAGCAGAGGCCAGCCAAGAGCCCCGGCUUCUCCCUGGCCCCACUGAAGACAAGAUGCUCCCGGAGCCAUCGAGGGAGGAGGAGGAGCUGGUCCUGGCGGCUGACCUGGAGAUGUUCCUGGACACCCUGCGGAGCAUGGAGCCCCCUGAGAUCCUCCGCACCCACAGGCUGCCGCGAGCCCCCCGCUCCUCCUACCUGGCCAUGUACGCCACGCUGCCUCCUAUCGAGGAGGACCAGCCCAGGCCUUGGGUGCUGGGACCCAGCCCCCAGGAGGUGCCCGCACUGGAAGGAAAGGAGGAAGAGGAGGAGGAGGAGGAGGAGGAGGAGGAAGAGGAGGAGGAGCAGCCAGAGAACCCCUACCUGAGUGAUGAUGAGAAGCUCCAGCGCAGGCAGGAGAAAGCUGGGCCCGGGCCCUCCUGGGACUUCCUCCCUCCCAGGCCCCCCCAGGCCUCUUACUCGCCUCUGGAGAUGAUGAAGAAGCAUGUCACAGACGCCAAGGGCUCCCACCCGGAGCCAGGGCCAGAGCGGCAGGCGGGCACGAGGCCCACCUCCCGUCUUGAAGGCAGUCUUUUCUUUGGGGGUAUGGUGUCUGCCCCCAAGGAGGCCCCCCCCUCGGAAUCACUAGGCACAAAACUGUCCGCUCUGCCUCCCCAUGGGGCACCAGGGCUCAGAAAGGUGCCGGGACAGCUGCCCCUGCUCUGCAGUGACAGGUCGCCUCCAGAGAAGCCCCCGUGCGCCAGGCCCUCUGAGGGCUGGAGCCCGGCAUCGAAGACCCAGGGCAAGCUGAACACCAGGCCAGGAAAGGUGGUCCUCUUCUCAGAGCCCGGCUGCCAAGGCAGCAGCAGGGAGGUUUGGGAAGACAUUGCUGAUGCCUCCAGCUGGGCCCCCGUGGCCUCCAUCAGAGUGGUCCGAGGCUGCUGGGUGCUGUAUGAAGAGCCAGAGUUCCGGGGCCGGAAGCUGGUCCUGCCUGAAGGAGAUGUGGAGCUCAGAGCCGCGGGGCCCGCGGGGAGUAUCCACAGCAUCGGCUCCCUCAGGAGAGUCGUCCGGGACUACAUUACCCCAGAGAUCAGCCUGUACUCCGAGGAGGGCCUCAAGGGGGAGCAAGUGAAGCUAACCCAGGCCUUGGAGGACCCCCAUAUUCAGAAGAGGGCCCUGCAGGUGGCAUCUGCCACUGUCUCUGCAGGACUGUGGCUGCUAUACCCCAAACCCUUCUUUGAAGAUACUCCCUGCAUCCUGGAGCCUGGAGAGUACCCCACCUCCAAGGACUGGGGUGCAUCAGACCCCAGCGUGGGCUCCUUGAAACCCCUGAGUUUGGGCUGCCCAAGAGUGGAGAAGCCAGGGGAGCCCAAGGCUGUGGUGUAUGAGGCCCCAGGCUUUCAAGGCCAGAGCUGGGAAGUGAGCCGAGACAUCUACAACCUUCAGCAGCCGGAGGACAGCCACAGCCCCCGCCUGGCCUCUGUGGGGUCCCUGCGAGUUCUUGGAGGCUGCUGGGUUGGCUAUGAGAAGGAAGGCUUCCGGGGCCACCAGUAUCUGCUGGAGGAGGGGGAAUACCCUGACUGGUCACACUGGGGAGGCUAUGACGAGGCGCUGACCUCCCUGCGGGUCAUCCGGACGGACUUCGCGGACCCGGCCGUGGUGCUGUUUGAGGCCGUGGACUUCGAGGGGCACAGCCUUCAGGUCGAGGAGCAAAAUCUGCACUUUAUCUCUAAGAUUCAGCUUUUCUCGGGCCCCGACUUCCUGGGAGACCACAUCUCCUUCGAGGAUGACCAGGCCUCUCUGCCCGCCUCUUUCCAGCCCCAGUCCUGCCGAGUGCACGGUGGCAGCUGGAUCCUGUUUGAUGAGAAGAACUUUGAGGGUGACCAGCACAUUCUCUCCGAGGGCGAGUUCCCCACUCUCACAGCCAUGGGCUGUCUGGCCUCCACAGUCCUGGGCUCCCUCAGGAAGGUACCCCUGCACUUUUCAGAGCCCUCCAUUUUUCUGUACGGACUGGAGUGCUUCGAGGGGAAGGAGAUUGAGCUCAAUGGAGAGGUGCGGAGUCUCCAAGCCGAGGGUUUCAACAACCACGUGCUGUCCGUGCGGAUCCAGGGGGGCACCUGGGUGCUGUGUGAACACAGCGACUUCCGGGGCCGCCAGUGGCUGGUGGGCAGCUGCGAGAUCACGAACUGGCUGACCUACAGCGGGACCCAGAGGGUGGGCUCCCUCUACCCCAUCAAGCAGCGCCGGGCUUAUUUCCGCCUCUGGAAUGUGGCACUGGAGGGGUUCCUGGCAGUGCCAGACCAUGUGGAAGACAUGAAGGCGGGCCGUGUGGUGGUUGCUGAACCGGGAGCUGGAGGUAGCUGCGUCUGGUACUACGAAGAUGGGCUGCUGAAGAACCAGGUGGCCCCCACCAUGAGCCUGCAGGUGAUCGGGCCCCCCAGCGCAGGCUCCAAGGUGGUGCUGUGGGCCGAGAGCCGCCUGCCCCGUCAGACAUGGAGCAUCAACGACUUGGGCCACAUCUGCAGCCAGAUGUUUGAAGGUCGGAUCCUGGAUGUGAAGGGUGGCCGGGGCUACGACCGGGACCAUGUGGUGCUGUGGGAGCCGACCAAGGACAGGGCUUCCCAGAUCUGGACUGUUCAUGUGCUCUGACACCCCACCCUCCCAGGCCUGGAGGCUUUCUCGGGGAUGAAAUGUUUUUAUAAGUGUUUGUUGCUAUUGUUGUUGUGUAACAUGAGUUGUUUUCUAAUAUC
Messenger RNA from Myotis brandtii (Brandt's bat), 4604 nucleotides. RefSeq names its product absent in melanoma 1-like (gene CRYBG2). Lineage: Eukaryota; Metazoa; Chordata; Mammalia; Chiroptera; Vespertilionidae. The record is from RefSeq and is a predicted model, not a curated record. The transcript has 19 exons. Bases 160 to 4503 code for a protein of 1447 amino acids.